Hyposmocoma kahamanoa is the source of this 549-nucleotide messenger RNA. RefSeq names its product cuticle protein 12.5-like. The record is from RefSeq and is a predicted model, not a curated record. The coding region runs from base 44 to 487 and encodes 147 amino acids. Lineage: Eukaryota; Metazoa; Arthropoda; Insecta; Lepidoptera; Cosmopterigidae. The transcript has a single exon.
UCAGUGUUUCUUAGUUACGAGCCCAACACAGACCACAAUCAAAAUGAUGAAGUUGGUGGUGUUGUCUUGCCUUCUAGCUGCUGUGUCUGGAUCUUCCCUGAUCGGGUACGCAGCUCCCUACGCAUACAGCGGAUACGCAGCGCCCUUGGCUUACAGCGCGCCGUUGCUCGCACCGUACAACUACCGUGGCCCUCUGUCGCUAGCUCCCGGACAGCCUGCCAACAUCUUGGCUGCUGACGGCAGGCCCCUGGACACGCUUGAUGUGAACAUAGACCGCUCGGCGCACUUCACCGCCAAGGCACUCAGUGGUGCCCACUUGCUCAAAAAGCGCUCCGUGGCACUGGCGGCUGCUCCACUCAUCAGCCGUGUUGCAUACACUGCACCGAUCGCCUACACCGCUCCCCUGGCCUACUCAGCGCCCAUCGCUGCCUACACCAGGAUCGCCGCUCCCUACACGUACGCCGCGCCCUACGCACACUACUACUGAACUAACCUUCAUAUCGCACAUAAUAUACAUGCUGAAAAUAAAAUUACUUGCUAGUGAAGAGA